Kwoniella botswanensis is the source of this 987-nucleotide messenger RNA. RefSeq lists its product as uncharacterized. The transcript has 7 exons. The record is from RefSeq and is a predicted model, not a curated record. NCBI's taxonomy places the organism in Eukaryota, Fungi, Basidiomycota, Tremellomycetes, Tremellales, Cryptococcaceae. Gene Ontology annotation, cellular component: nucleus; cytoplasm; proteasome regulatory particle, lid subcomplex. Bases 1 to 987 code for a protein of 328 amino acids. Gene Ontology annotation, molecular function: proteasome binding; endopeptidase activator activity.
AUGGCAGCCCAGAUCUCAAUCGCAGCUGGUAAAUCCCACCGCAGAGAGGGAAGUAAAUUUGUAGAUGCUUUACCUGAGAAGGGAGUGUUGGAGUUGAGGUCGGAAGAUGGGGAGUUUACUCAUUUCUCUUGGAAGAAUAGAGUCACAGGCCAAGUUGAAGAUGAACUUCUCAUCUUCCCUGGUGAAGCUACUUUCACCCAAGUUGAGCAAGACCCUUCUGGUCGAACCCAUAUCCUGAAAUUCUCAAGUUCCGAUCAAAAGUACUUUUUCUGGAUCCAGAAAUCUGAUCGACAAGUCAUUUCCAGAGCUCAAGUGGACAUCGAUCAUCUGAUUCAAGAUCCUUCUUACAGGAUUGGCUCAGCACCCCUCCCUAUCCCCUCGACCCCACAAAGGACCCAAGAGAGAUCAUGGCCUCCUACCCCCGGUGCACCAAGAUUGUCUCAUCCUGAACCUGCACCUCGAUCGGCCGCUUCUGCUAGUACACCUGCCGUCGCCGCCGGCAGUAGCUCAGCUGCAGGCGGGAUGAAUAUCGAGGACACGCCCGCUCAAGGUGGUGGAGCGGAUAAUAGUCAAGAUCAAAUGGCUAGGAUGUUAGCUGAGUGGGCUAGCGGUGGUGGUCUCGCUCCUGCGGAGGAUGAUGCGAGACUGACAGACGUCCUAUCUCCUAUCCAAAUGUCAACUCUACUUACCACUCACCCAACUCUGAUACCUACAAUCGUUCCCCUUUUACCUGAAGGCUUAGAUCUUCCCCCUAACCCCUCUGCACAAGAUUUAUUACCUAUUCUUUCCGCACCUCAAUUCACCGAUGCGAUAGCCUCGCUCGACAAUGCUCUGCGAUCCGGUGGAUUACCUAGUGGGAUGAUGAGAGAAUUGGGAUUACCUGAAAACGCUGGUCAGAGCGUCAAGGCUUUUUUGGAGGGGCUGAUUGCGCUUAAAAGGGAUGGAGGAGCGAGCGGCGGUGAGGACGAAAGGAUGGAUGAGGACUAG